AUGCCUACAGGGACUUGUGUCAUUUGGAAGGUCAAUAUCAAUUUGGACGACCUACACUUACUCCAUACGAUCGGAGGCGAAUCCGUGGAGUUGAAGCCGUCAACCAAACUGUCCACAAUGUUCACGGAUGGAGUACAGGUCAGAUGUGUCCAUGUUGUCGUACAGCGUCCUGCUGUUGCACGACUCUUUCCAAUUGUUGAACAAUGUCUCGCGUAUCUCAAGAAGGGUGCAGGUGCUCCGUCAACUGGUGCAAAAGCGGCCGCAUUCUCUCUAACGCAGAACAACCAAGAGUACCCUUGCAAUCGUCCUCGCAGAGCUGUGGACCCUGUUCCGGUCACUCUUCUCGAGCGUAUCUUCGCCGAGUUCGUGGAUGAUUGCCAAAAUCAACAACCAACUGACCACGAUAACGACCUUGUUUGGCAACUUUCGGAAAUGAUGUGCUCCUUCUAUAUGGAUGAGCUCGCGCGGAUGGAUGCAUUUCGGCAUGUGCUCUGCGAGUACGGUAUCAUACUCGAUCCUUCUAUGGUUGGCGCGACACAAUGUACGACAGACGGACAUCUUACGUCCUCCGACGGAAUGUUUGUGCAGGUGAUACUGAAGGGGAAGAACGAGAUCGGAUGCGGCGCUGCCGAACCAUUCCUGGAGGCAAUGUUAUACCACCGCAAGUUUAUGGAAGAGUCAAAAAUGGAGAUAGCCAAGCUCUGGCUCUGUUUUGACAAACAAGACGUCCAUUUGCAAGUGAUGGCGGCUCGUACUUUUGGGGCUCUCAAAAUCGCCGUCGAGAAACUCACAAAUCUGUACUCCCGUGACAUUCCGACCGUCGAAUCCAAAAAUCAAUCUCCAGGAUAUCCUCAUCCUCGGAGUUAUUCAACCUCAACCAAUGGCAUUCAGGAAUUCUCGUAUGACGAGACUCAAAUUCUCAGGGAUCAACUUAUCUUCUUCGGGGAAACCGUUGGCGAUGCGGCUGGGAGCAAGAUAUGUAUCAAGUUCGUCAGGCACUAUUCCCCUGAGGCCCACAAAUUCUGUGCCAGCAAGGGGCGCGCUCCCAAACUUAUCGCCUACGAUCCUUUACCCGGCGGCUGGAAUAUGGUAGUUAUGGAUGCCCUUGAUAUUGAUGAUGAUAACUUCCCGCAACGGCCUGGCUCAUAUCGACAGCUCAGUAAGAUGGCUGUUGUGGACCGCCAGCCGCUGAAGGAGGCCAUCACCUCUCUCAUCCAGCAGUUACACGAUGAAGGUUACGUUCAUGGCGACCUUCGGGAUGCCAAUCUUGUUGUGAACGACAACAAAGACUUCAUGCUGCUCGACUUCGAUUGGGCUGGACCGAAGCAAGAGACCCAUUAUCCGCUACGUGUUAAUCGGACGGAUAUUCGACGUCCUGAUGAUGCGCGGGAUGGGGAGAAGAUUACCACAGAGCAUGACUUGGAGAUGCUAAAUUUGGUAUUUGAUUCUGAUGGUUGGAAGCCGCCUGCAAAGCGCCGCCGUGUAGAAGGGUUGGCGAUGACGCCUCUUUCAUAAUUCAUUGUAUCACCAUUCGCUGUAUC
This is a messenger RNA of Suillus fuscotomentosus, 1541 nucleotides long. RefSeq lists its product as uncharacterized. The transcript has 3 exons. The record is from RefSeq and is a predicted model, not a curated record. Lineage: Eukaryota; Fungi; Basidiomycota; Agaricomycetes; Boletales; Suillaceae. Bases 1 to 1515 code for a protein of 504 amino acids.